UGAUCUCCGGUUGACUGCAGCCGUCAGUCGGAGCCAGUUGUAGCGGAGCCGCUAGCCCGUCCGCCGUUACCGUGGAUAUGAGAGGAGGUGGGACGCGUUAGCAGCCGCUGGUGUACAGGCCGCGGCGGAGUAGCGUUUGUUUCAGCCGGACUCCACCGUCCGUGACGCCCGCCGGCGCUCCGAGCUAGCUGUCGUGCUAACCUGUUAGCUUCCACGCGCCAGCCUGACCAGCAGAGCGGGAGCCGAACGGCGCGGACUCCUGCGGGUUCGACUCUCGGUUUACGGAACCACCCUCGUCCCCCCGACGAGGGUUCAUUCCGCGGAGAUGGACAACCUGACUGAAGCCCUGCAGAAGCUGAAGCUGGCGUCCGGCGACGGCACCGCCCACGGCGUGGACAUCUGCCUGGACUGUCUACUGAAAGCGCUCGCCAGCAGCAACACUGAAGCCAGCAUGAAGAUCCAGGAGAUGGGCAUCCUUCCUCUUUUUCCCAACCUGCUCAACCCCCAGUCUUCAUGCACCCCCAAAGUGGCCAACAUAAUAGCAGAACUGGCUAAAAAUGAGUUCAUGCGGAGUUCCUGUGUGGAUGCAGGCCUCAUCCCUCCUCUGGUUCAGCUCCUGAACUCCACCGACCAGGAGGUGCUGCUGCAGACUGGCCGAGCUCUUGGUAACAUCUGCUAUGACAGCCAUGAGGGCAGGAGUGCAGUUCACCUGGCAGGAGGGGCUCAGAUAGUAGCUGAACACAUUAAAUCCCUCUACCAAAAUACUCAGCCGGAAAAUGAGAAGCUCUUGACUGUCUUUUGUGGCAUGCUGAUGAACUAUAGCAAUGAUAAUGAUUCCUUACAAGCCCAAUUGAUCAACAUGGGUGUGAUUCCUACGCUGGUGAAGCUGCUGGGCAUCCAUUCCCACAAUGCAUCUCUGACAGAAAUGUGUCUCAUUGCCUUUGGGAAUUUGGCCGAGCUCGAGUCCAGCAAGGAGCAGUUUGCCGCCACCAACAUCGCCGAGGAGCUGGUUCGUCUUUUCCAGAAGCAGGCCGAACACGACAAGAAAGAAAUGAUCUUUGAAGUUCUGGCUCCGCUGGCCGAAAACGAUGCCAUCAAGCUGCAGCUGGUGGAGGCGGGCCUGGUGGAGUGUCUGCUGGACGUGGUCGCUCAGACGAUAGACGGAGAGCGGGAAGAGGACGUCGCCCAGCUCAAGACUGCCUCAGACCUCAUGGUCCUCCUGCUUCUCGGAGAUGAGUCCAUGCAGAAGCUGUUUGAGGGGGGAAAGGGCAGCGUCUUCCAGAGGGUUUUGUCCUGGAUACCAUCGAACAACCACCAGCUGCAGCUGGCCGGCGCUCUGGCCAUCGCCAACUUUGCACGCAAUGAUGGGAACUGUAUCCACAUGGUGGACACUGGAAUCGUACAGAAGCUUCUGGACCUGCUGGAUCGACACGUAGAGGAAGGCAAUGUGACCGUCCAACACGCCGCUCUGAGCGCCCUGCGCAACCUAGCUAUACCAGUCGUAAACAAGUCCAAGAUGCUGUCGGCCGGUGUGGCAGACGUGGUGCUGAAGUUUCUGCAAUCAGAGAUGCCUCCGGUCCAGUUCAAGCUCCUGGGGACAUUACGCAUGCUGAUAGACACUCAGGCUGAAGCUGCAGACCAGCUGGGAACCAACGGGAAGCUGGUGGAGCGGCUGGUGGAGUGGUGCGAAGCCAAAGAUCACGCAGGGGUGAUGGGCGAGUCCAACCGCCUUCUGUCGGCCCUCAUUCGGCACAGCAAGUCUAAGGAGGUCGUCAGGACCGUCAUCCAGGGCGGAGGGGUCAAACAUUUGGUCACCAUGGCAACCAGUGAGCAUAUGAUUAUGCAGAAUGAAGCACUGGUGGCUCUGGGCCUAAUAGCAGCACUGGACUUAGUUGCAGCAGAGAAGGACUUUGUUGGAGCCAACCUGGUGUCGGUUCUCCAUAAACUGCUGUCCGACGAGAGGAGCGCGCCAGAGAUUAAAUAUAACUCCAUGAUUCUCAUCUGUGCUCUCAUGGGUUCAGAACCUCUCCACAAGGAGGUCCAGAGCCUGGCGUUCAUCGACGUCGUGUCCAAGCUGAGGGCUCACGAAAACAAGACGGUGUCGCACCAGGCGUCGCUCACGGAGCAGCGGCUAACGGCCCAGAGCUAAAUGACUGUGUCCUGCCCAAACCACGCCCCCUCUCGCCCCGAAACACCCGCCUGUUCACACACCUGACGCCUGUCAAUCGCUGCCCCCGUGCCCUGUCAUCACGUGCCAAGGUACCAUUAACUGCCAGCCAGACACCUCUGACCCCGAGUCUCCGCCCCCACCCUCUAGGCUUAGACUGAUGUGUCCCACUGAAUGACACUUCUUCAUCUUUUUCUAGUUUUUCUUCAUUUUUGUACAAGUCUCCACCGAAAAUCCUAAAUCUGUCAGCAUAAACGGCCUCUGAAACUGUUUAUCGGUUCUCACGGGACGUCUGAUACUCUCCCUCUGAAAGCCAUAAGAAGAGAUUGAUCCGGGUGUGUGAGCAGGUCCGUAAAACCCGCGUCGCUCGGCGUGAUUUGCAGCCGCUGAUGCAUCAGUCUAAACCUAGCCUGCAGCUCACCUUUGCAUGCAUCUCCUGCCGUCUGCAGCUCCCCGAGAGCUUCGGCGCCACCAACAGCCUGGCGCCAUAGACACAUCACUCUUUUAAGACCACAGCUGUGACACUAUCUGCCAGUAACCUACCAGUAACCAUGUGGACAAAGAACCAAAAAAAGACAAAAAAUAUUGUUGUGAUCCCUUUUCUUUUUCUAGCAGCAUCCAUGACGUGCGCAGUCGUGUCCCACGUAGACCGAGUAGAACUUGACUAGAAACUGUGCAUGUUUUCGUCCCGUUGAAGCUGUGACGUGUUCACUUCUCUGCACUCAUGUCCUUAUCGCCGCCCACACCUCCAGUCGUGUGCGCUCCCUUUUUUGGCAUUAGGACUUCCUUCUUCCUCCCUCGUCCCGUCCCAAAGACGUCCCCCUGAUCCAGCAGCUCAUGCGGAAGGUAGAGGCCUCACUCUCUGACCGGAAACCCGGGAUCAGACUCACCUGACAGGAGAGAGCAGAGCCGGAAGAGUCCAGUUUGACACCACAGAAUGUCCAAUCUCCAACAGAACGUGUGCCUUUCGCCAACCCCGUUAGACGUGUGACCACGGCAGAGACGCGGCGCUCUGGCUGUGGUUCUGGACGACCCUUCUCCUUAUCCGUGCUUCAUCAGACUCACCUGAAAAUUCUACUGUAGUGCUGCUGUGAGAGACGAGUUGAACGCACCUGAGACACAUCCACUGGGUCAUGCUAACUCACAGACGGGUCUGCAGGACAUUUCAGUUUUGAUCUGAAGGAAAAACUGGAUUUAGGAGAAUCAUGUUCAUGAAAACCUUCAGUCCACUGGAGCUCAGUGGAAGCUCUUAGACAGGAACGGAUCUUUACUCUGACCACGAGGCGGGACGGAGGUUUAGACCAGAAGGUUCUAGUCUACCUGCAUUACAAAGGCCACCAAGUCCUGAAGAGGGAGAUUUGACUCUAAAAGGCCACAGCAGAAGGGAUUUAGUUUGUAGAUUUGAGGUCACGAACAAUCUAUCAAAGAUGGUUUUCUAGGCAUGCUGGAGGAGCUGGAACACGUGUGACGAGUCUUUAAAGAACACGUCAGAAUGGGUUGAGGUUAAAGGGCGAGCGUACUGAUGCACAGCCUGUUCCCCGGUCUGGAUCCCACAUUCCUACGUAUGAACGGUUAUUUAUCAGAGUCGUGAUCUACUGCAGACACGCGCCAGUGGAACUGUAUGCAUAGUAACUGCGUGAAAUGCUAUAAACGUAAAUGUUUGUUAUCAAUGUCACAAGUUGUACAUUUGGAGAUCUCAGCAGAUGAAAUAAAAACCAUAGCUGGUGA
Molecule: messenger RNA, 3895 nt
Organism: Oryzias latipes (Japanese medaka)
Lineage: Eukaryota; Metazoa; Chordata; Actinopteri; Beloniformes; Adrianichthyidae
Gene: rap1gds1
Product: RAP1, GTP-GDP dissociation stimulator 1
Biological process (GO): positive regulation of GTPase activity
Molecular function (GO): protein binding; guanyl-nucleotide exchange factor activity
Source: RefSeq, a predicted model, not a curated record